AGGGCGGGACCUUCCCCUACCAUCCUUCCCGGCAGUGUGUAGAAGCCACAAGGCGUAUUACUGCCCUCCACUGGUCUCUAGCUUCACAAGCUCUUCUGACACACUUCAGUAUCAUACAGGAACUGCAAUACUGUCAUGAAUAUCAUUUGAUUGUUUUCAUUAUGGCCAAAUGAAGAAAAUCUCGAACGUUGCUGCCUCAGAUACUGAAGACUACAUACGCCGUGGCGCAGUAGCAGCACGCUAAGCGACGUUCCUACGUGGCAGCCAUCUUGGUGGGGGCAUCGUUACCAUAGAUAUCUAUGAUCGUACCUAUUUAUGGCUAUGCAUGUACAUUGAAAAUAAAUCAUUACGUGCUAGUAUCUCAACUGAUUUUCUUUUUUCUCCCCCCCAAAAAACAAGUACUUUUAAUACAGAUCAUUUUAUUAAACAUUUUAUUUAUUUUCAAUCAAAUGGUUAUAGAUAUUCAUAUCUGUAGGAGUGAGGAGUGCGUCCCAUACCUGCCCGUCUUAUUUAUACCUUCCCUCUUCAAUUGAGGCGCCCUCCACAGCUGUAAGUGUGAUUUAAUUAUAAGUGACACUCGGUAGUGAAGGGGGAUUGUGUAGGGGGCGGAUUGGGAUUGGGCCUAGAUGCAUCACUGCGCCGGCGCGUUCACUCCCGCUCAACCAACACGGCAGCCUCCUGGUCUCUUAUUGGUGAAUUUGAAAUGCAUCACUUAAACCCAUUGGUCGGUAUUCAAACGCUGCAGUACUGCGGUCAUUUUAAAAAAGCUUAUGAGCGUUCCAGCGGCAGUCCGUGAGCAAAGAGUACAGACAACUCAAGAUACUGUCAGGUAACUGGUAUUAUAUUUUACUUGUGUUGAAGUCAUGGUUUAGAUUUUUCUGCAGAUAGGGUACAAAAUAGGCCACUUGGACAGAGUAGUAAGCCGAAUUUGAGAAAUAUUGUGGAGCCUUUGGAGACGAAGGGAGUUAGUAAGCUAAUCAAACCGACGUUGCAUGAAAAAUGUGAGCUGUUAACGGACAAGCGGAGAGUUUAUAUUGUUAACAAUCUGUAUAAUCAUACUGCAGUUUUUUCACGAAAAGUCUACCAACUGGUCUUAAACUUAUGCUUCUUAAUGAUUUUAGCUAAAAUUACUUAUUUUCUGGAACAAUGUAAGAAGUAAAUACUUCAUUCGUGUUGGGGCUAAAGUCUUGUAUACCAACAGUUAAAAUCAGAGAGUAAUCGUAAAUUUUAACAGAUUUGUGCAACCGAAGGCACAACUUAGUCUCAUGGUGUACAUAUUUCAGAUUGACACAUUUCUGUGUACCACCUCAAGCUGUUUCAGUCGUGUUAGGUUGAGGUUUUAGGCCCCACACGUCUUAUAGCAUUAAAAAUCAGUUAAAGGCACUCCUUUUUAUACAAUUAAGUGUUCUUGGGCUUACCGAGAAGACCCAGUUGUUAAAAUUGCACUGUUAAUAAAUAAUCUAUUUCUUUUCUUUCAGGCUAUAAUGGAGGACUAUUUGAAAAUAGAGAAAAUUGGAGAAGGUUGGUCUUAUUUGUUUUAAGUUGAAUUUAAAUUUGCAAAUGUUAUUCUACCAAAGAGACAUGUCAGGUGAUUUUCAAACAUCCUUAAUGUGUCACUAUAAAGCUGAAAGUUGUCUUUAUUGUUAUUCUUUCCCUGCUUGCUCUUAUUAAGGUCAUCUUGUCCACUUUUUCUUGCAGGUACAUAUGGUGUGGUGUAUAAAGGCAGGCACAAAGCCACAGGGCAGAUUGUGGCGAUGAAGAAGAUCCGUUUGGAGAGUGAAGAGGAGGGAGUUCCUAGCACUGCUAUCAGAGAGAUCUCACUGCUUCAAGAGCUGAAGCAUCCCAACGUUGUACGGUACGCUUGACAUGUGAAGAAUUAAGGGUUUGUUACAUGACCAACAGUAUCUGUUAGAUUAACAUUUGUUCAAGUAGAAUGCUUGCUGAUAAUAGAUGCAGUGUUGGGCUGAGGAGUGCAGAGACUGCAAAAGGCUAAACAGGCAUAUUUUGAUUCAAAGUUUUAUUGUCACUAAAAUCCUGCGGUUUAACUUCCCUAAUGGAAAAUAAUGUUGAUCACUCAUGUCCUACAAUCAGAUACAGCAGUAAAGCUGAGGUCAGUCUUGCCUCAUUCACCUAAACAAUAUUGGAAUACUACCAACAACUUUUUUAAUGUUAAUAUUUCUCUGAGAUAAUGUAUGUUUGAAUUUUGUGAAGAUUCACUUGUAGCACAUGAGUGCAUUUGCCCUAAAAUAACACAUACCAUUUAGAGAACUGAGGCUUUUCAGUGUUCAGAUGACCAGAAGGGAAAAAGGAUCUAAAAAGUCUACAGCAGUGGUUUUUAAUAUUUACGACAGGAAUUUAGAAAAACCUUCAAGUCAUUCUAAUCACAGGUUUUGCUAAAGAAAAUAAGAAUUUUAGAAUUAAGGUUUCAAGAUAACUUUGCUUCUGUUGGUCUGAAAUGUGGGGCUGUCUCAUGUUGUCGUGAGAGCUUAAGAAAUAGUCAUGAGGUUAUAUGUGCAUUAAUCACUGUUCUGAACCAAACCAAAGUGUGUAAUUCUCUCUAAGUAUCACUAUAAAUACACUAUAUGUAAAGGAAAAGACAGCUGAAGCUUUUUCUUCUUCUUUUUUUUUUUUUGUAACUUUGUUACAUUUAAAGUGCAAAAGUUUAUAGGAUGUUGAAAGACAUCCAUUCUAGUCAUACAAACUAAUUCUUUAAUUAUCCCAUUAAACUGCUGAAACAAAGAAUUGUGUCCGCCAAGCUAGAAGGACUGGUAUAUAUAUAUAUAUAUAUAUACACACACAGUAUUUUGCUGGAUAUAACUGCAGCCUUUGUGUCAUUUGAAUAGAAGAAUUAACAAACUUGACUAUGAUGCAGAACUGUUAAAAGUCCAAAUUCAAUGUGUUGUAGAUCUGAGAUGAAACAGUUUCACAUGGUGUAUUAAGUUCAGUGCCUGACCCUGUUAAACUAGGUUUUGCAUUUGGAUAUGUUUAUAUGUACUGUUUUAAACUGUGGCAGCUACUUAAAAUUCCAUACAUGUACAUAGCCAACCCCCUUAGAGAGUCAUGGUUGCAAUAAAAUAUAAACAACAGUAUACUUCUUACUGUGCACUUGCUCAAAGGUGUGUUUGUGUGUGUAUACCAGACUCCUGGAUGUCUCGAUGCAGGAGUCUCGUCUCUACCUCAUCUUUGAGUUCUUGUCCAUGGACCUGAAGAAAUACCUGGACACCAUCCCCUCUGGCCAGUAUGUGGAUCCUAUGCUAGUGAAGGUAACCAUGACUGUGAAAAAUGAACUCUCAUUGAUUCAUCUUGAUGGUUUUAAGUCUGAGUUUGUCUGUCUGUAAUGUAGAGCUGUCAUAUCAGUCUAUUUCAAACCAAUUUAAAGAAAACCUGCUGACUACCAAAACAUUUUUAUUUGCUGGAAGAAGACUCAAAGUAACACUGGAGAUGAGCUGUUCUUUUUAACCUGAUGUAACACAGAUCAGUUCAGAACACCACCUGCAAAAGUCUGUUGACAUUUUCCUCUCCAUUUAAGUUUAUAUAUGCCGCCUUUAACACAACUCCAUUCUUGAUAAAGCAACAACUUUUACACCAUGUUUAGUUUUUUGUUUUUUAAAGAAAAUGGUUUGUUUAGUUUGUGAGUUGAGCCCAUAAGCUGAUCAUGUUCAGCACAUUAUUUCAUUAUUUUGCAUAACAAGGAGAUAAGCAACCUUCUUUAUUGCUUUCUGUGAAGUACAGGGAUAUCAAAAGAUUUCAAAAAACAUUGGGAAAAUGAUAAACUAAUUAGAGGUGUCCCGAUACGAUAUUGAUAUCGGUCUGAUAUCAGCAAAAAAAAAAAAACUAAUAUCGGAUUAUAUCUGCCUGCAUCUAAAAUCUCUGAUACAAGCAGUCCAUGCCAGACUCUGCUUCAGCACCUUUUUCUAGCAGUGCCUGGAUCCAGCAUGCAGGGCCCAUGCAAUCACAACAACAGUGUGUACUAAGGUACUAACAAAGCAAGGAGCAGGAGUGAUGUCGGCCAUGUGGCAGUAUUUUUCGUUCAAGUCCGAAAAAGAAGUUGCCGCUGAGUGCCAAACUUGUCAUGCACAAGUUUGUGCCAAUAUUGGUAUCGGUAAUUACUGAAGGCUAUAAUAUUGGUAUCGUAUUGGAGGUAACAAAAAAAAAAAGUUGUAUUGGGACACCCCUUAAAUCAACUGAUUGAAGUUUCUGUGGAUUAUUGUGGCGGUAUAAGCACUUCCAUCUCCAUUUAUUCUCUUCCUCUUACCCUACCUUUCUAUUCAGAGCUACCUUUACCAGAUCCUGGAGGGCAUCUACUUUUGUCACUGUCGUCGAGUCCUCCACCGGGACCUGAAACCUCAGAAUCUCCUGAUUGACAACAAAGGAGUUAUCAAACUGGCAGACUUUGGCCUGGCUCGGGCCUUUGGUGUGCCUGUCAGAGUCUACACCCAUGAGGUAAGGGCCUAUGUACACACACCACCAGUCACUAUAAAGUAACAUGGGUUAAAACAACUGUUAAAUAAAACCACACCAACACAGAGGUCAGAUGAAGAGCAUUUAAGACCUUCAGAAUGACCAAUGAACCGAUUGAAACCGUGUGUAUGUGUGUGUGUGUGUGUGUGUGUUUAGGUUGUGACUCUUUGGUAUCGGGCCCCAGAAGUCCUCCUUGGUUCCUUCAGAUACUCUACCCCUGUUGAUGUUUGGAGCACAGGGACCAUUUUUGCUGAACUGGCCACCAAGAAGCCUCUUUUCCAUGGGGACUCUGAGAUUGACCAGCUCUUCAGGAUCUUCAGGUAGAGACGGUGCACAAUCUGAUGUGCCCAUUUGUAGAAUCCUCCACUGUUGUCCAAGUAAAACUUUUGAGUGUAAAUCUAAAUUAAUGUAAAAAGUUCUUCAUGGAAGACAACCAUAAGCUAAGGAAAAUACAGUGGAUUCAAGAAGUGCUCAGAGGUGGGCCCCAUGGUGACUAAUUACAAUUACCAAACUGAAGUAAUCUGUAUUUGGCAGUUUAGAAAAUUUAACAUACUUCAUACUUCAUCUGACAAAAAAGCCACACAAUUGUGUACCAUAGCUCAAACCAUGAUACCAUCACAAACUGUUAAUACUACAAACAAAAGGAGUAAAUGUUGAGUUCAGGCAGGAUGGAUUUGGUUGUUUUUAAAGCCCUGAGUAGAAACUUAACAUAGAAAAAAGAGAAAGCCAAGACAGUUUGAAGAUGCUCACAAAGCUUUGGUGCCCUUAUUGCAAAACAGACCGUUUGAAUGUCCCCGUUGCUCUCUCACCAAAAGAAUAAGAUCCUGAACUAUCAGCCACCAGAAAGCCCUCCUCUAUUAGGUCGAUAGGAUUACUUAAUGUUUGUUUCUUUUCAGGGUUCUGGGUACACCCAACAAUGAAGUGUGGCCUGAUGUUGAAAACCUGCCUGACUACAAAAACACCUUCCCUAAAUGGAAACCUGGUAACCUGUCAUCAGCGGUGAAAAACCUGGACAAUAAUGGCCUGGAUCUACUGGCUGUACGUCUGGGAGAUUACUUUCUUUCUUUAUACUUGUGUGACUUUGGUCAUAAAUUAGUGAUGUCUUUAUUCUACUCAGAAUUAAAGAGACAAGGCAAGACUUAAAAAAACCAAAGUUUUACCCACCCACUGUCACAGUGAAUCUGAGACCAUUGUAGCAACACUCUGACUAAUACAAGAAAUCACAGCUCAUCUUUAGCUCCAUCUCCACUAACAGAGGUUACAUGUGGCAGUGGAGCUUUCUUAGUAAAUGUUUAGAGUUUUCAAGGAGCUGGGAGAUUUUAAGUAGUUAAGAUUACCAAAGGGAGCGCUGUAGAGAAAGUUUAGGAGCAGCUGGUGUUCAGGGACAUAUUUCAUAUUUUUAUCCUCCAUAUUUUGCAGGCCAUAGAUUAAACCUGGGGUAGCAGAGUGGGGUCAUUAAAGCAGUUUCUGUGUCUUCAUAUACUGUGUAGCUCAGCAUCACAAGUUCUCCACUCAGUAAAACCAGUGUGCUCACGGGUCCUUUUUAUAAACUUUUAUAAUGGUCUAAUUUUUCUCCUUCUUGUUUCUUUACUGCAGAAAAUGCUGACCUACAAUCCUCCCAUGAGGCUCUCUGCUCGUCAGGCCAUGACUCACCCUUAUUUUGAUGACUUGGACAAAUCCACCCUACCUACUGCUGGUAUUAACAAAAUCUAGAAUCCAGAUUCUCCAUAAAAACUCAUUCAUACAUUCAUACCCAUUGUGAAUUCCCAUUCUGUAAAUAUGUGUGUGUGUGUGUGUGUGUGCAUAUGUGUGUAAAAAAAAUUGUAAACCUUUGGUAAUGUUCUGUCUUUUCAAUAAAGCCGCACUUUCUAUCUUCAAACUGG
Xyrichtys novacula (pearly razorfish) is the source of this 6344-nucleotide messenger RNA. The record is from the annotation of a GenBank genome assembly. NCBI's taxonomy places the organism in Eukaryota, Metazoa, Chordata, Actinopteri, Labriformes, Labridae.